ACGAGUCCUUAUUGACACCGGGGAGCCAGCUAUUCCUGAAUAUAUUGGCUGUUUAAAGCAGGCAUUGUCAGAGUUCAACAUCUCGAUUCAAGAAAUUUUAGUGACACACUGGCAUCGUGAUCACACUGGUGGAAUACCUGAUAUCUGCAAAAACAUCCCUAAUGAAUCUGAAUAUCGCAUCUGUAAGCUUCCUCGUGUCCCUCACUGUGAAGAAAUAAUAGAAGGAGGACAUAAAUAUUUUUAUCUUAAAGAAGGAGAAGUCAUACAGACAGAGGGAGCCACACUGAGAGUUUUGUAUACACCUGGACACACUGAUGAUCAUAUGGCUUUACAUCUAGAAGAAGAAAAUGCUGUAUUUUCUGGUGACUGUAUUUUAGGAGAAGGAACAACAGUAAUCGAAGACCUGUAUGAUUACAUGAAAACUUUGAAAAGAUUGUUACAAAUGAAACUAGAUUUAAUAUAUCCAG
Messenger RNA from Cariama cristata (Red-legged seriema), 467 nucleotides. RefSeq names its product lactamase, beta 2 (gene LACTB2). The record is from RefSeq and is a predicted model, not a curated record. Gene Ontology annotation, cellular component: mitochondrial matrix. The annotation marks the transcript as partial. NCBI's taxonomy places the organism in Eukaryota, Metazoa, Chordata, Aves, Cariamiformes, Cariamidae. The transcript has 3 exons. Gene Ontology annotation, molecular function: RNA endonuclease activity; single-stranded RNA binding.